AUGGCGGCAUGCCAGCGGGGCAACCAAACAAUAAGGAGGCCUACUCUAGAACUCCUGUACAGGCUGAUACAGCUUCAACCAAAGGUUUUUUCUGACCUCCAAACAAUUUUAAUAAGGAUCACCCGAAACUCUACUGACUGGUUCUCAUCUUCUAAGUUUGUGGAAUCUGAACAACAUGUCAGACGAGGUACACCGCCAAUCCUCGAAUCGCAUAACAACCUAAUCUUUACUCAGGGUGCCUCCCCCCGUGAACUCAUCGUCGAAGCCUGCCGGCGAGACCAGCCUCAUCUGAUAGAACAAGUUCUUGAUUCAUUCGAAGGGAGAUCAAAUGAAGAGGUUGCCGAAAUUUUCAACAACGUCACAGACGCAAUGGGCAACCACGCUCUUCAUAUCUGUGCCCAAUACGGAAGCUAUGACACGAUGGACGCGCUUUUCGACAUCCAAUUCUUCGAAUGCGAUCCCCUCACCCGUCUAGACAGCGACACUCCCCUGCACGUUGCAGUGCGGUACGCAAUGGAGAAAGACGCCGAGUUAGGUGCAGAGAUGAUCAAGAUGAUGUGCGAGGCUGGGUGUGACCCACGAGUAAGGAAUAAGCAUGGACAGAAGCCGGCGGAUUUGGUCUAUAACAACCAGGAUAUCAAGACGACGCUGCAGCAGGCGGAGUACGUUCUUGCGGAGGGUUUGAGAAAUGAGGACCUCGCUGAUGGGGAUGAGGGAAGUGCUAGCGAUAGCGACUAG
Molecule: messenger RNA, 738 nt
Organism: Aspergillus nidulans FGSC A4
Lineage: Eukaryota; Fungi; Ascomycota; Eurotiomycetes; Eurotiales; Aspergillaceae
Product: ankyrin repeat-containing protein ANK1
Exons: 4
Coding region: 1-738 (245 amino acids)
Source: RefSeq, a predicted model, not a curated record